UCUCCGAUGAUAAGAUGGAUCAGAGCGGCAUUCAGUAGCCUGGAGGUCGCCGUCUGUCCUAUAUAAUAGGAACUCGGCACUGAAGCGCUUACAACCAGACACAAUCUCACGCCGCCAACACCCGCCAACACAACAAAGCCUUACAACCGCAGAACCCAGCUGUUCGGACUACGGAGUUAGUUUGCGCGCCCGCAGCGGACUAACAAGUUCGCUACAUCCCCCAGUGAUUGUGACAGUGUGAUAGACCAUAUCAAGAUGAAUAGCUAUUUAAAAAUUGCAUUAUUGCUAUGUGCAUGUGUGAUGCUAACAACCGCGCAGUACAACUUCGGUUUCUCGGACGGUUAUUACGGGGGUUCGUUUGGCGGCGGCUUCAACGCUCUGUCCGGUUCAGUGAGGGACCCUAGAGCAAAUACAGGGCCCGUAGUGUUCCCCCCCUCACCACCCGGGGACCCAUCCCAAACCAGCGGCGUGGUCCCCGGUGCGUCCGGAUAUGGUUUCCAACCUCCUGGCGUUCAAGGUAUACCAAGGUACUUCUACAGCCGAUAUUUUGGAAGAAGAUAAAAUUUAAGAAUCUUUUUGCAAACAACAUUUCAGACCCUCUUAAAUUUUUGUAUAGUAAUAUGUAACAUAUUGUAUGUACAUUCACUUAUACUUACAUUUAUAUUUAUCAAAAUAACCAUGUAAAUAUUAUGAUAAAUCUGUGAUAAAACUUUUAUAAUGAGGAAGCAUGUUUAGGGUUUGUGUUAUAUAAUACACCUACAAUUGACUAAUAGAUUAUAUUAUAAGGAUCACAAAAAACGAAUGCCUAAGUAGUCAUCAUUAGUUCUUAUAUAUGAUGUAUUCCUAGGAAAAUUGUAAACGCCAAUUGCCCUUCAUCCUAUCCUAUAUCGCUCUAAUGUUUAAAGUAUAUAAAAUAGAUUAGUCGAUUAAUUGUAACUAGACACUUAUUAAUUUAACUUCUUCCGAGGAUAUGUAAUAUUAAAGAAUAUACCUUCACCAUAAAGACUAUAGUAUUUAUUAUGUUUAUUAUGUUAUCUGUGCUAAAGGGUAUAAAAGCAAUUGGGUUCAUUUUUAAAUUCUAUAAUCCUAUUGCUAUUAUAAAUGCGUCAGUUCGUAAGGAUAUGUGUGUGUUUGUUACUCUUUGACGCAAAAACUACUGAACCGAUUGCAAUGAAAUUUGGUACAUUGAUAGCUGGACAACUGAAAUAACAUAUAGGAAACUUUUUAUCCCGAUAUUCCUACGGGAUACGGACUUACGCGGGUGUAACUGCGGGGCGCAGCUAGUAAUAUCUAUAAUCGUAGUUAAAUAACGAAGAAACGGAAGGAUACUAUUUUUGUGGUCAAUUCAAAUUCCUUUGCUGUCAUUAUCACUGCGAUUAAUAUUCAGGUGAUACGAGAUAUAAGCUAAAUCUCCCGGGUAGAAGAAAUUGUGUGUAAUUUUCUUACGGAUACUCACUUCAUAGUUACCAUAAUGUAGCGCUUAUUACGUGUAAACAUGUAAUAAAUGCAUAUAUGCAAAUGAUGUAUAUUUAUAAAUAUGAUGUUCAAUGUACAAUUUUGAUAUCAUAUUUAUUUAAGUUAAUUAUAUUAGUAUCGAACUAAUUAAGAUUAAAUAAGAAAAAAACUUUACAAAAUAUUACCCACUCCAAUUAUUGUGAAUAAAAGUUUUCACGCAGUUUUUAUUUUUAAGAAUUGUUUACAGCUAGUCCUAAAUAACGAACAAAUCAAUACGAAACUCGAUUUCAUAAUAUCCUAUGUAUGAAAAUAUUUCAACGAAAUUUAUUUAGACAUUCAUUAAUUAUUUAAGGAUAUCAUAUUCAGAAACUGUUAAAACUUCAAGGUGCUAACAUAGGACAUGCAUGUUGUUAUUACAUAAUACAUAUUUUGAUAGGUGGUAGUCGUAAAAUAUUAUCUAUGUACUAUGAGACAUUAAAAUAAAAUCGAAUGUUGCGUAUUACUUUAUUUUCGGAACGUAAAUUUCUCAGCACGUUACUCAUUAUAUUAUGCAAUUUGAGAAGCAUGACUUUGUAGUUGUAAUUUAUUAACUGUCUAUGUUAAAUUCUUCAAUUAGUUUAUCACCAGAAGAUAACAUUGUAAAACCAAAACCGAAUUUGUUAUGCACUAAAUUUGUAACUAAUACGCAAGCUAUUCAAAUACUGUUUCAUACGAGGCUUACUAUUUCUAUGAAUAGUUCUAUUAUUAUAUAAGAAAUGUAAUAUAAAAUAGUUAUGUAGGUAUACACACGAAACAUAGAAAUCGGAUACUUGAUGUGUGAUAAAAAACGUGUUUAUGCUUAAAUCUUAACUUAUGUACGAUUGUCAAUUAUGUUGUAUUUGAUUGUGUAAAAUAAAAUAUUAUAAGUAA
Zerene cesonia (dogface butterfly) is the source of this 2364-nucleotide messenger RNA. RefSeq lists its product as uncharacterized. The record is from RefSeq and is a predicted model, not a curated record. Lineage: Eukaryota; Metazoa; Arthropoda; Insecta; Lepidoptera; Pieridae. The transcript is spliced from 5 exons. The coding region runs from base 256 to 561 and encodes 101 amino acids.